CGCCUGUGGAAGCUGCUGGACGCCUCCUUUAAACAUAAAAAAUACCGGUUACUGACCAUGUCUGUGGAACUGCAGGACGCAGACCUCACAGAGGUGAAGCCUCUGGUAGAGAAAGAGGAGGCAAUCAUUCGCCUCCUUCCAGAGUUUGAUGCUCAGGAGCAAGAUGUUGAAACUGUGCAUGGCUCUGUUCAUGUCACAAUGUGUGGGGUUCCCAAAGGAAACAGGCCCGUCAUCCUGACAUACCAUGAUAUCGGACUGAACCACAAAACUUGCUUCGGUCCCCUCUUCAACUUCGAGGACAUGCAGGAGAUCACACACCACUUUGCUGUCUGCCAUGUGGAUGCACCUGGGCAGCAGGAUGGAGCAGCACCUUUCCCAGCUGGAUACAUGUAUCCCUCCAUGGAUCAGCUGGCUGAAAUGCUCCCAGGGAUCCUGAAACAGUUUGGGCUGACCAGUGUUAUUGGAAUGGGAUCUGGAGCUGGUGCCUACAUCCUAACUAGGUUUGCUCUAAACCAACCAGAGAUGGUGGAAGGACUUGUUCUCAUUAACGUAAACCCUUGUGCUGAAGGAUGGAUGGAUUGGGCAGCAACUAAGAUUUCAGGAUGGGCUAAUGCCCUGCCAGAUAUGGUCAUUUCGCAUCUUUUUGGAAAGGAGGAGAUUCACAACAACCCCGACCUGAUUCAUACUUACCGCCAACAUGUUAUCAAUGACAUGAAUCCAACCAAUCUUCAUCUCUUUGUCAACUCUUACAACAGUCGAAGAGAUUUAGAGAUUGAGCGCCCAGUUCCUGGAGUAAAUGUUGUUACUCUACAAUGCCCUUCUCUUCUGGUGGUUGGUGACAGUUCCCCAGCAGUUGAUGCCGUGGUUGAAUGCAAUGCUAAAUUGGAUCCAACGAAGACCACACUCCUGAAGAUGGCGGAUUGCGGUGGCUUUCCUCAAGUUUCCCAGCCUGCAAAGCUUGCAGAAGCUUUCAAAUAUUUUGUCCAAGGAAUGGGCUAUAUGCCUUCAGCCAGCAUGACCAGACUCAUGAGAUCCCGUACAGCAUCUGGCUCCAGUGUGACCUCUUUGGAAGGACAGAGGAGCAGAUCCCAUACUGGGGAGGGAACAAGAAGCAGAUCUCACACUGGCGAGGGCACCAGGAACCGUUCUCACACAGACACACGCAUUGAGCUCACUCCUAACUCUGCAAACAAUGCUGAACAAUCCAGCCCCAAGUCCAUGGAAGUCUCCUGUUAAAUGCAGUUUUUAAAAGAAAAAAAACCUGGUUGUAGUUGGAAAAGUUAAACUUCAAUGGCUGCCCACUGUGCAUUGCAAAACGUAACUGGCAUUAAUCUCAGGCUGUUCUGUGAGAUGAACUGUUUUAGGGUUUGAUGGGGACCAAAGAAAGUAAGCAUCUCAAUUGCUAGAUCUUUAUUUUAAUAGAUGGUUGCUGCUAUUGUGCCCUCCUCCAACUGAUGCCAAAUUCUAAAGGAUAUUUGCCAAAAAUUCACAUGGCUGUAAACAUGGUAAAUUCCCGUUUCACCAAAUCUCCUCCUUAAACAAAUAUUGGAAGCAGAUGUGCUCCUGCUUUCCAUGUCUCAUUUACUCUGAAUAAACUGACCCAGUUGGUGGCACAGGUUUGUUUGUUUUUUUAAAUAUCAAUGAGAAAAUCAAUGCAUUAUGGGUGGCUUAUUCACAGCCUCAUGUUGAAGCUGGAGUUAACACAUUGUAUAUAGUUUAAUUUCCAAUCACUGAAUAACUCAACUGCAUUGUGCAUUUUAUAGGCCUUCUAAUUCAUUAGUAUUCCAAGCCCAUCUUUUUCCUAAGUACAACAAUAUGCUACAACAAUAGGCAACUUAAUGCGACUUCAAGGGAAGCUGAAUCUUUCUAAGUUUUUUG
Molecule: messenger RNA, 1878 nt
Organism: Alligator sinensis (Chinese alligator)
Lineage: Eukaryota; Metazoa; Chordata; Crocodylia; Alligatoridae
Gene: NDRG1
Product: N-myc downstream regulated 1
Exons: 16
Coding region: 58-1236 (392 amino acids)
Biological process (GO): signal transduction
Cellular component (GO): cytoplasm
Source: RefSeq, a predicted model, not a curated record